This is a messenger RNA of Protopterus annectens (West African lungfish), 3597 nucleotides long. RefSeq names its product RFNG O-fucosylpeptide 3-beta-N-acetylglucosaminyltransferase (gene RFNG). The transcript is spliced from 10 exons. Gene Ontology annotation, biological process: regulation of Notch signaling pathway. The record is from RefSeq and is a predicted model, not a curated record. NCBI's taxonomy places the organism in Eukaryota, Metazoa, Chordata, Ceratodontiformes, Protopteridae. Gene Ontology annotation, cellular component: membrane. Bases 768 to 2231 code for a protein of 487 amino acids. Gene Ontology annotation, molecular function: O-fucosylpeptide 3-beta-N-acetylglucosaminyltransferase activity.
CAUAAAGUCGUUAUUUCUUCUGUUCGAAAGUGAGCCAACAAUGUCUGCGAAAACUAACAACUUUAUGAAAUGUUAGAUCUUGAGCACUAUAACAUGUCACAAAACACCUUCCUCAACUCUUUGGGCUGAGGGGGCCAUGCUCCUCGUACACUGCGGGUGGGGACUGCCCUCGUGUACAUUGGGAAGAGGUAGCACACAUCUGGGCCUGCCCGCCGGAGGCGCGCUGGCAACAGAAUUGGCACAAGUUGCCCGUUUGUCCGGCUAAAGUGGGGGAGGAAGAGGAGGAGCCACGGACGGGCAGAAAAUCCGAGUGAGCCAGACUGCAGUAGGGAGCAGUCUACUUGAAGGGUAAAGUGGAGGGGGGAGGCGGAGUUCUCCGGAAGCGGGACAACAAAACUUUUAAUGAAGAACGAGUCAAAACAGAGUGGGUCAGAACAAGUGUUGUGUGAGUGAAGCUUUAAAAGGCAGCAGUAUCCACUGUGAUGGGGGUAACGAAAUAACGAAAAAAAAAAAAAAACGGAAUCAAACAUUUUUUUCUUUGCGCUGGACUGUCGGCAGCUCCUAGAGGGGGACACUGAAAAGUAGCAGUAUUUGGAGUUUGAUGCCCGCCCUCCAAAAGCAGGCUUUACCUGUGCUAAGAGACAACAUGGAUAUAUCCUGGCCCGGGAAAGUGACAGGAGUAAGAGCAGUGUUGCAGUAAGUAGUGCAAUGGCUAACUGGUAUGACCGCAUGACUGGCUGGCCCAAGAGACUGGUUUGGGCUGAAGAAUGACUAUUUCCUGGUUUGCAUUCAGUAAGCUCUGCUUUCUGCUUUCUGUCACCAUCUGUGCUUUCCUUCUUCUCCUUGUUCCUGGAUUCCAUCUGCUUCGGAAACCAGCAGACUUACUUCAGCUCCGUUGGUCCCUAUCUGCUAACAGAAGUUUGGAAAGGGUUGCAACAACUCACUUGAUUACUUCUGGUGUAGUCAGUGUUUUAGAUGUCUUUCAAAACAGAACUGUCCAUCAGUUUCUUGGUGAGGUGGGAAACAGAAGAUGGUCUCAUCUGUCUCAACAAAUGGAGAAACAAUAUCCUCAGGCUGGUGUGGAGGAAGAGGAGGAGGAGGAAGACAUUAUUGCAGAAGGACCUGGUGAGACAGCACUUGAAAUUGUGAAAGAAAGUCUGCAACCUCUGGAUAUUUUCAUUGCUGUCAAGACUACUCGAAAAUAUCACAAGUCAAGAGUAGAACUCCUUCUCCAGACAUGGAUCUCCAGAGCAAAGGAGCAGACAUUGGUAUUCAGGGAUACAGAGGAUAGGUUAUUGAGAAGUGAGAUGAGUGAUCACCUGAUCAACACCAAUUGUUCAGCUGUACACACUCGUCAGGCUCUUUGUUGCAAGAUGUCAGUGGAAUAUGACAAGUUUCUUGACUCUGGGCGGAAGUGGUUCUGCCAUGUGGAUGAUGAUAACUACAUAAACGUGGACAGACUCAUGCAGCUUCUGUCCUCUUAUUUGCAUACACAGGACAUCUAUGUGGGGAAGCCAAGCCUCGAUCAUCCUGUAGAGGCAGCAGAAAAAGUGAAGAGUGAUGGUUCAGUGAGUAGACUUGAGACUAACAAUAAGAAGCGAUAUAAUUUGACUUAUGAUGAAUAUAUGGCCUUGAAGUUAGAAUCGAGUGAAGAUAUAAUUAUUAAACAAGCGGAUAAAGGGGGUGCUCUGGUUGUCAUGGAUCGUGAUAACUACAUUGCAUCUGUUAUUGCCCUUCUUGAUGAUGGUGAUGCGUUUAAGUGUAUUUCUUUUGUUGAUGUUAAAAAACAUAUUAGUAAUGUUAACAUGUUUGUGUAUGAAUUACAAAUUAAUGGAGACAUAGAUUUGGAUUUGUUUCAUUUUUUCACUGUACCGUGUCCUGUUAUUCCUCAACUUUUAUGUCUUGGAAACUUCAUCAGUACAGCAGAGAAGGUUCGUUUGCCUGAUGACUGCACUAUUGGUUACAUUGUAGAGGCGUUGCUAGAAGUGAAAAUGAUUCACAGUCCACUGUUUCAUUCACAUCUGGAAAAUCUGCAGCAGCUUCCAACUAGCACAAUUCUCAACCAGGUAACACUGAGUUAUGGAGGCCCUGAGAACAAAUACAAUGUUGUGAGUGUGAGAGGAGCUUUCAGCUUGGAUAAAGACCCAACUAGGUUCCGAUCUGUGCAUUGUCUGCUCUAUCCUGACACGGCAUGGUGCCCUUCCAAAAGAAAACUGGGUUUUAAGAGCUAGGUGAUUGCUAAAACCUUUGCAUGGCAUGCACUUUGUGCUGUGAUGACCUCAUGUGGGCAAAAACAUGGUUGCCUGAUGAUGUCUGUGCAUGCAUUUUGUCUGCGGAAACGUAAGAUAGAACCAUUCGUAUAUUUCAUUCACAGAAAACUGCAACAGACCUGAAUGACCAUAAGGCUUCACUUUACUGUGGGCACUUUAACAGAUGUUUUUAUCUCAUUUAUGGUUUAGCUGGGUUUUGUAUAAGCUAUCCCAGAUUACCAUGACAACGAAUAUUUGUAAAUGCAGUACUUCUGUUAAAAUCUGGGAAUGAAUAUGUGCGUCUUGUGAAAAAUGUGACCAAAGGCUCUAAACUGCAUGAAGUAUAACUGAAGCAAUCCAAGCAUCGGACAGGAGCUUUAUGUCCACUUAUAAAGGUUGCACGCAUCCUCAUUUCUAUUGUGCUUAUUUUCCUUACUGGAAAAGUGAGCCAUGAAUAAGGACCAUCACCAGCCAGACUGCUCUGACGUAGGGUUCCAAGACAGUUCACCUUUUUUAAGUUGUUUCUUAGUCCUGGAACACUUCAUCUGAUCUGUAACAAGAGGUCCUGCAGCAGCUCAGCCAGUGGAUGUGGUUGGGAUGAAUGAAACUUGUGUGAUGUAAAGGAGGAUAAGGAGUCACUCAGCUGCCAGAAGUUCUUCUCUUCCUACCUUCUUCUGGUCCAAUUACAAGUUGCUUUUGUUUCUGAAUGCUGCAGUAUACUCCUCAUUUAUCUUCCUUGUCUUAAUUAUCUUCUUGACGUGCUUGCAAAUCAGUUUUGAAUGAGGAGUUUUCCAAACAGUUAUAGUUUCUUGUGACUUGCUGUUCAGUUCAGUGCAAUGCUGUAAGGAAAACCCUUGCCUUGGCAGAUGGUGAACCUUGAGAUCCUAUAAUGGAAGUGAGUUGCAACCUUUCCUAUUUCAGUGUUUUCUUCUGUGACCAAAGAUUGAAAGCCUUCAGAUAAAGGCUGUUGUAUGGGAAUCUGUAAAGCUGACAUUGCCAUCAGUAUGUCUGUGCAACACCAGCUCAGAAUGCCAUUUCACUGUACAGUAUUGCAUUGGCAUUCUUCUCUGUGUUAAAUGUGGCAAACACUUCAUGUGCAGCAUACCAACCUUGUGUGCUGCUAUUCAAUAUAGUCUUUAGUCUGGUCACUGCAGUUCUUGCUGCUGUUGUGAUCAUGAGUGAUGCAUUCUCCUUAACUUUAUGUUAACAGUCAAUGAGACAGUGUCAUGGAGAGUGAACUGUAAGUGAGGCUACAGUAUCUGUUUAUGUAAUGGCUGGCCCAAGUGAAUGGGAGAUGAUGCAAUUAAGUCUGUGUGACAAACUAUAAAACAUUUCAAAUGCUGUGGCA